Molecule: messenger RNA, 2997 nt
Organism: Aphanomyces astaci
Lineage: Eukaryota; Oomycota; Saprolegniomycetes; Saprolegniales; Verrucalvaceae
Exons: 5
Coding region: 1-2997 (998 amino acids)
Biological process (GO): chloride transmembrane transport
Molecular function (GO): chloride channel activity
Source: RefSeq, a predicted model, not a curated record
AUGGAGUCUCACACCGAGCACGCUUCAUCGUCUCCACAAGAGUGCGGCAGCAGGAGGUCCAUGCUACAGGUGGACGACCCUUUGACCAACACUCCAAACUACUCCACCGACCACCACAACGAUGGCAGCUCACAGUCAACACACGACAACACCACAGUGAACAUGGAUUCACUGGACGCUUGUGUCCACGACAUUUUGCACGAGGUGGCCACGUCACCCAACCCACCACACUCGUCCGAGGUGUUUCUCCAUGAGCUGGCCAUCGACAUGCCCGACGAUAUCCUUCACGCCUCGCCACCGGCGCCACCCAUGCCAGUUCCGCCCCUGUUUCAUCAGUCUUCUCCCACUAGCUCGAAUAAGUUGAGGCUCUCGACCGACGGCGAGGUCGACGUCGACGCCGCCAUCCUCCACUCGUCCUCAACCAGUGGCAACUCCACAUCGCUGCUUCCGCUGCCACCACCUCUCGCGCUCACGUUUCACUUUGCCAUUCUCGUCAAAGUACCGCGCCUUCCAGCAGCCGACAACAGCAACUCGACCGCCCCCGUCGUGACGUUUGACCCGAUGGUACUGCAGGGCCUUGAGGACCUCGCCAAGCGCCUCGCGCUCGCGGGGUUCCUCGUGCGGCUGGAGUCGCGGCCCGCAUACAAAAAGCACGCACCGCACUUGAAGCUCGUGUUCCUGUUGCACGCCCCGGACGCCAUUUUGAGCGACAUGCAAGCCAAGAUGGAAGUCGAGCGGUGGGUCGCCGGCGGCCGCAAUGGGGAGCACUUUCUGGCGCCGCAGCAGCACGGCAAACUCACGUCCGCGGACCGAAUUGUGCUCGUGGACCGACUGCUGCAUGCCCCGCGACGGCACGGCGGGCUCGGGCUCUUGGAGCUCCAGUCGUCAUGUCCGUUCAAAGCGUUUCCAUUGCAUGACGACCAGUUCAACCGCGAGUACCUUACGCACUGGUUCCUCCAGUGGCGCGCCUACUUUCGCAACAACACGGACAGUGUCGAGAAGAUCCGGCUCCACUUUGGCGAAAAAGCUGCCUUGUACUUUGCGUACAUGGACUUUUACACCAAGUGGCUGCUGCCGUUGGCGCUGUGGGGGCUAUUCAUCUACUUUUUGUCUGCGUUUUCAUCCACGUUGUACUUUCGCAUGUCGGCGAUCACAGGUCUCGCCGUGUCCACGCUGUGGGCGACGCUGUUUCUCAUUUGCUGGAAGCGCCGGCGGAGCGAGCUCCGGCUCAAGUGGGGCGUCGGCGCCCAAGAGCACGUGCACGUGACCAAUCCGCACUUCCAGCCGCCGCCCCCGACCGCGAGCUUGAACGGCGUCAAGUGGAGCCGCCGACUCAAGUACAUUGUCGGGUACCUCGUCUUGGUCGUGUUUUUGGUUGGGGAGACAGUCAUCACGAUUGGGUUUGUGGAUUUGUACUUUUUCCUCAAAGCUGGCUGCGCCGGCAACUGCUCCACGGGCGGGCUCGAGAACUGGGUGCUCGUGCUCUGCCAGGGCAUCCUCCUGGGGCUCGUCGUAGACAUCAUCCAGUACCAGAUCUUCCGCGUGAUUGCCGUGAGCCUCACGCAGUGGGAGAACCACCCGACGGAAAAACGGUACGAGUCGUCGCGGGCGCUCAAAGUGUUUUUGUGGGACUUUUUCGGCAUUUACUCGUGGUUUUGGAUGUGCGCGUUCGUGUACGUCCCGUACGGGUCGCAGUUUAGCUCGCUCCUGAACGAGUACAAUUUGCUGCCGUGGACUUCCAGCUACGAGCCAGGGCUCCUCGAGCUCCAAAGCAUGUUUGUGACGCCGCUCGUGGCCACGCAAGGCCUCAAGAUCGUGUUUGAAAAGAUCAUCCCGUACUUUUUGCUCCAAGCCGCCAAGAAAGCCAGCGACGCUAAAGGCAUGUACGACGUUUACCAUAGCACCCUUGCCGAGCAUUUCGACCGGGACGGCAAAACCGUGUCCGCGGCGGCGACGGCCAGUCCCCCGUCCCCCCCCACAGCAGGGGCGACGUUCCCGCCUCCGUUGCGGGCAAAGUCGUCGACUCGGAUCAUCUCGGACAUGCUCACCAGUUUACCCAAGUUGUCGCGUAAAUUGACCACGUCAUCUACGAAAUCACCGACCAAUCAACAAGCACAAGGGCCUUCCCCGCAACAACCAAAUACCCCCGCAAAACUCGUCAAACAACAGACUCGAUCAAGUCGCCGCCGCAGCAGCAACUUUGGCGGCAGUUCCAUGGCGUUCCAGCAGCAGCGCCAAUGGUUUCUCGAUCGUGUGUUGGACCAAGCCCAUCAAAGCCCCCACGACACGUUUGCCGAUUACGCCGACACGUUGGUGCAAUUUGGAUACGUGAGCCAAUUCACGUGCGUGUGGCCGUUCAUUCCCGUGUGCGCCGUGAUCAACAACGUGUUUGAAGUGCGGUCGUCUGCGUUCCAGCUGGCGUAUGCGUCGCAGCGGGUGGUGCCCCAGCGCACGAGCUCGAUGGGGUCGUGGAACCUCUUUCUCCGAUUCAACAACAUUUGGGCUAUCUUUAUCAACGUGGCGUUGAUCUGCUAUGCGAGUGGGCUGCUCGAGUCAUUCUUCCCCACUUGUGUCCAGCUCCAAGUGUCGACCGACUACGCACAGCACCUUCCGGCUAUGGUCCCCAACUUUAGCUGCAUUGCGUCCAGUGAUCGAUUUGCCAUCUUUGUCGUGCUCGAGCACGUGCUCGUCCUUGUGUACGUGACGCUCACGUUGUCCAUCAACGCCGUGCCGUCGUCAAUCAAGCGCAUUUUGAAAACCAAAGACCGCGUGCUCAAAGAGCACUUUGCCGCCCACAUCACGACCCACGACGACGACAACGACCAAAGAAGAAGGGACCUGUCGCAUGACCACGACGACCAAGCUGCCAAACACGCGAUUUUGCACGACCAGCUCGCGGCCUUGCUGGCCGACCGUCGGCAAUGCGUCGCGCCGUCGCCUCGGCACGCGCCGCCGGUGGCAUCCGGUCGGGGGUCAAGUCGCCGAUCAAGAAGUUAA